AUGUCCGGAGGUGCUGCUGCUGCAUCUGCUGCUGGUUAUGAUAGACAUAUCACUAUCUUUUCUCCUGAAGGUCGUCUUUACCAAGUCGAAUACGCUUUCAAGGCUACCAAUCAAACUAAUGUCAAUUCCGUCGCUGUAAGAGGUACCAAUUGUACGGUAGUAAUAAAUCAAAAGAAGGUCCCUGAUAAAUUGCUUGAUCCUUCGACAGUGUCUUACAUUUUCCCGAUAUCGAGACACGUCGGUAUGGUCGCCAAUGGUCCAAUUCCAGAUGCCAGAAACGCCGCUAUGAGAGCUAAGAUGGAAGCCGCUGAAUUCCGUUAUAAAUAUGGGUACGAUAUGCCAUGUGAUGUCUUGGCUAAGAGAAUGGCUAACUUGUCGCAAAUUUAUACACAGAGAGCCUAUAUGAGACCUCUUGGUGUGAUACUCACCUUUGUUUCUGUGGAUGAAGAAUUGGGGCCUUCCAUUUAUAAGACUGAUCCUGCUGGGUAUUAUGUUGGUUAUAAGGCUACUGCCACGGGACCUAGACAACAAGAGAUUACUACAAGUUUGGAAAAUUAUUUCAAGAAGAAAACAACAGAUCAUUUGGAGGAAGAAUCCUGGGAAAAAGUGGUAGAAUUUGCCAUCGCACAUCUAAUAGACUCAUUGGGUACUGAAUUUACCAAUAAUGAUUUGGAAGUUGGUGUUGCUAUCAAGGAUAAAUUCUUUGUAUUAACAGCGGACCAAAUCGAGGAGAGAUUGGUUGCAAUUGCGGAACAAGAUUAA
Molecule: messenger RNA, 762 nt
Organism: Naumovozyma castellii
Lineage: Eukaryota; Fungi; Ascomycota; Saccharomycetes; Saccharomycetales; Saccharomycetaceae
Gene: SCL1
Product: proteasome core particle subunit alpha 1
Exons: 1
Coding region: 1-762 (253 amino acids)
Source: RefSeq, a predicted model, not a curated record